UGGGUCCACACCGUCAGUGUCUUACUCCCACACCCGUCAGCAUUUCCAAGCGAAAACCCUCUCGCAUCUAAACCCUUCCCCCACCUCUCCCGCGGAUCACUCGCCGCCGCCGCCGCCGCCGCCGCCGGACACCGCCGCCGCCGUGAUGCUGUCCCUGUCGAGGGCUCUCGGGCGGCGGCUCUUCUCCUCCGCCGCGGCGGCGUCCGAGUCCGCCGCGGCCGCGUCGACGUCGGCGGUGAGGAAGGCGCAGAACCCUCUCGAGGAGUUCUUCGAGGUCGAUCGGAGCACCGAGGAGGACAAGCCCCGUCCCCACUACGGUCGUAGUUGGAAGGCUUCUGAAUUGCGCCUAAAAUCUUGGGAUGAUCUUCAGAAGCUUUGGUAUGUUCUUAUGAAGGAAAAGAACAUGCUUAUGACCCAGCGACAGAUGCUGCAUGCAGAGAACUUGCGUUUUCCAAAUCCAGAGCGUAUUUCCAAGGUGAAGAAAUCAAUGUGCCGGAUAAAGCAUGUCUUGACUGAGAGGGCCAUAGCUGAGCCUGACCCAAGGAGGUCAGCAGAAAUGAAGCGGAUGAUCAACGCCCUCUGAUUCACUCACAUGCUUUCCUGUGAGUGAGACUAAAGGUUGAAAGGAUAAGUAGCACUUAGAAAGAUUUACUUGGUUGUGUUGUAUGUUUCUAUCCUAUAAGACGCGUAAGACCAAAAUCCUUUUUUUCAUGACCCUGGUACGCCUGCAACCCGCCUUGCUGACAUUAACAUCUCGGUUCCAAUAAUUGAGCUUUAUGUAAUGUGAUAUUGAUACACAUUUCACAUUUGUGCCUCAUUUUUGCUGUCAAUGCAACUGCUCAUUUGAGCAGCAGUCCUUAAGCGUAUUCC
This is a messenger RNA of Panicum virgatum (switchgrass), 870 nucleotides long. RefSeq names its product 39S ribosomal protein L47, mitochondrial-like. NCBI's taxonomy places the organism in Eukaryota, Viridiplantae, Streptophyta, Magnoliopsida, Poales, Poaceae. The record is from RefSeq and is a predicted model, not a curated record. Gene Ontology annotation, biological process: mitochondrial translation. Gene Ontology annotation, molecular function: structural constituent of ribosome. The coding region runs from base 146 to 583 and encodes 145 amino acids. Gene Ontology annotation, cellular component: mitochondrial large ribosomal subunit; mitochondrial ribosome. The transcript has 4 exons.